Messenger RNA from Kwoniella shivajii, 1701 nucleotides. RefSeq lists its product as uncharacterized. The transcript is spliced from 9 exons. Bases 1 to 1701 code for a protein of 566 amino acids. The record is from RefSeq and is a predicted model, not a curated record. Gene Ontology annotation, biological process: cytoplasmic translational initiation; biosynthetic process. Gene Ontology annotation, molecular function: translation initiation factor activity; guanyl-nucleotide exchange factor activity. Lineage: Eukaryota; Fungi; Basidiomycota; Tremellomycetes; Tremellales; Cryptococcaceae. Gene Ontology annotation, cellular component: eukaryotic translation initiation factor 2B complex; guanyl-nucleotide exchange factor complex.
AUGUCGACAAGUGUGAUGUUUAACCAGUCUCAAAGUGUAUCCAAGAGGCGGGCGGUGGAUAACCAAGAUUUCAUGGCUGUCAUUUUAGUUGGAUAUGGUGACAACCUUUACCCGUUCAACGAAGGUACAAACGUAGUUUCCAAAGCUCUCUUACCAAUUGGUAACGUACCUAUAAUAAACUCAGUUAUAGAUUGGGUAUUAGCAGCUGGCUUAAGAGACGUUUUGAUCAUUGUUCCACCAUCAUCAUAUACAUCAGUAGCGGAACAUGUAUCUGAACAUUAUUCAAUGGCAACUCAUCCAAGAGCGAGAAUAGAUAUCAAACGUACUUCAGAAGGUGAAAAAGAUGAUAACGAUGAAGAUCAAAUUGAACAUAAUAAGAAAAGUGAAGGUUUACAUGUAAACAGAGAAGGUACUGCUAGAUUGUUAAGGAGGUUCAAAAAUUGGAUUAGGACCGACUUCGUACUUCUCCCUUGUGACUUGUCAGCUCCGUCGACCUUAUCCCUCAGCUCCAUACUGGACAAACAUCGUUCAUCUCCAGAUGCGGUACUCACCUCUGUUUUCUACGAACCUACCGAAUCGGUCAAGGAAGGCGAAGAGAAAGUGAUUGUAGCAUUAGAUAAAGAAACGGAUGAACUAUUACUCAUCCAACCGAUGGAUACGUUGGAAACGAGUGAUCUGGAAUUAAGAUCAGCUUUAUUGAAUUCUCAUCCAUCACUAUCGCUAACGACUCGAUUAUCCGAUGCGCACAUUUACGUGCUACGUCGAACGUUCCUCGACCUGCUGUCAACUCGCCGAACGAAAGAUUUAGAUAGUAUGCGAGAACAAGUCAUACCUUGGCUGAUAAAAGGUGCUUGGCAAAAAGGAUUAGGGAGACAAUGGGCACCCAUCCUCAAUCCACCAAAGAAAGAUCCAUUCGCUGCUGCUCUUGCUAGAUCAACCGCUACAAAUCCAUCCUCAUCACCUUAUUCAACCUUGUCACCCGAUUCAUCACCCACAUCCGAUCAUACCCCAUUACCACCUACGACACCUGCGUCAACAUCAAAUGGCGGCUCUUUGCAAAAUAGUAUGAUCAUCGAUCCUGAAGAACACAUAAAAUCAUCCACAAAGAAGAACGUAGUAGGUUGGACAUGUAAGGUAAUCAUCUCCGCUCCAGCGCCAACGUCAACUUCUACUUCUGCUCAGCAACCCAGAGGCAAAGCGUCAAAAGAGAAAGCAACUCCCGUAGAACCUGAACAUCUGAUAAGGGCAAAUACUUUAGCUGGAUAUUGGGAAUUAAACCGGAAAUUCCUGAAAUCACUUUCAGCUUCAAACCAGAAGAUAACACAUGCUUCACCUCGACAAAAUGCAUCCUCAGAAGAGAGUAAUAACAGCGGUACAGCACCUGCCAUCUCACCUGCAGCUCAAAUAUCCCCCGACAGCUUGAUAGGUGAAGGGACGCGAGUCAACGAAAGAGCAAGUAUCAAAAAAUGUAUCAUUGGUAGACAUUGUAACAUUGGUAAAAACGCAAAAUUGACUGGUUGCGUUUUAUGGGAUUUCGUCACUGUUGAAGAAAAUGCCAAGAUUGAAAACACCAUCAUAUGUUCAAAUGGUAGAAUCGGCGAGAAAAGUCAAAUCAAAGACUGUGAAUUUGGUACUGGAUUUGAAGUCAAACCAGGUGCUAUACUGAAGGGUGAGAAAUACGUAGCUGGACAGGAAGUAUAG